Messenger RNA from Durusdinium trenchii, 2547 nucleotides. The record is from the annotation of a GenBank genome assembly. NCBI's taxonomy places the organism in Eukaryota, Dinophyceae, Suessiales, Symbiodiniaceae.
AUGACCAAAUAUGAAAAGGACAAGGUGAGACGUGUUGUGACUCCCAAGUCCACUACUGGUAGGCUUGAGGUGCCUAGAGAUAUCUAUGACUUGUGGCAAACUGAGAAGGGCAAGGAGAAGCUUCUCAACAUGUGGUGCAAAAGUGGUGGUGUAAAGAUCAUCUUCCUGCAGCGUGUGGAGAUCCUGUCGACAACCACCAAGUCCAAGAAGAUUGAGGUGAAGGGUGGAUUCUAUAGCGAGGAAGAUAUGCGUACCGAACUGGGGUAUUCACCGGAGCGGAUAGAAAAGAUCAAGAAGUGGGCGACGGCGCGGAAGCUGGUCAGGCUAUGUGAGUAUGACCCAGACACCCUCGAAUACUGGGUGAAUAUCCGGACGUCUGGGGUCUUGUCGCGUGAAGACCUGCAGAAACUGUCUGUGAGUCAAACGCAUGAGGGUGAGGGUAAUGGUCUUCCCGACGUUGGGCCUUUGGACGUGGAUGGUGUUGGGGCUUUUGCGGAUCAGCAUGUCCCAGCUGACAUCGCUAUGGAAGGAGACAACAGGACCUUGGACAAGCUCCGCAAGAUCACCAAUGAGAUGGAUAACGCUUAUGAAAAACUUGCGGACUACCAAGCCGAGGGGGAAACAUUGGGCUUUUCAGAAGAGUUGCUCAGAUGCUGUAAUACAUAUAUCAUGGUGUUAGACAUUUUGCAUUUUGUGGCGAAAGCCAAAAAAGCCCGAAAGGUCAAGAGUGAGUGCAAUCCUGCGCAGCUGAGCGACACCGUCCACCACAUCGCAAAGCUCUAUGCAAAGGGCGCUACUGCAUUGGAUUGUGUGGAGGAAGCCAAAGCAGCUUCUAGCAAAGAUAGCUGCCGCGUUUUGCAAGAGAUUGCCAAGGCUAGUCUACAAAGCGCAGAUGAACCUUUGUUUCAAGCCUUGAGCAAAAGUGGGUUAGCUGUCAACUUCCCAACAGUCAGCCUUCAGUUGGACAAUGCUUUGUCCUACCCAUGCUUGCCACCCAAAGAACAACUUGAAGAAAUGGCCGCACAGGGAUGCUUUCACAAGGUGCUGGGUGUUCCCGUCGCUUACACGGACUAUGUUUUACCAAAGUUCUGGGAGAAGUACAAAAAUAUAUAUCCUCAUCACAGUAUAUUUUCCGAGCAGGGACUUGACUACACUCAUCUCCUUCCAUUUUAUCUUCAUGGUGAUGGAGGACGAACAUUCAAGAAGGACCCCAUCCUAAUACUGAGCAUGUUCAGUGCAUUCGGGGAGGGAACAGCCAAGAACGCGACUGACCUUCAGCCGAUGAAGCGACCACGGAUGGACACAUCUGCGUGCUCGAGUGGACACAUCGCGUAUGAACCGGGGGUAAAUUUGCUUGGCAGCACUUUGCCAAACAGGUUCCUUUUUACAGCUAUCAAAUGUGAGCUGUAUAAAGACAAGCGCGAGAGGUUUCAAAGUUUACUGCAUACAUGGGGUUGCUACUUGCACAAGCUCUUCCAAGAAGGCUUCUCAGUGAACGGUGAAAACUGGCGAGUAGCAAUCCUUGGUCUCACGGGGGACGCCCCGUUCCUUCGCGAAGCAGGGAACCACACAAGGAGCUUCAGCAAUGUCGGCAAGUCUUCUGAAGAGAGUGCAAAUCUCAAGGGUUGCUGUUGGCUUUGUGGAGCGGGAAAAUCGAAUGGGCCUCCCUUCGAAGACUUGCGGAUCACGGCUGCAGCUGCCUGGACGGGCACCGUCGGUCCAAGCAACGAGCUCCCUUGGUCCACUCCCGGCCCCUUGCUGGAGUAUCUUCCCUUGAACGAGCGAGACUUAGCUUCCUUUUAUCGCCCAGACUUAUUUCACAUUUUUCAUGCCGGUGUUGGAAAAGACUUCGGCGCAAGUGCGCUGAUCUACGUGAUGAAGCUGGCAUACAAGCGUAGACCAAUACAGUUGAGCGUUGAUUUGAUCAAUGGGGAGCUGCGGGCCUUUCUUACUGAGAACAAAGGGGAGCGACUGAACUUUGGAAAGUUUUCAUUGGACAUGCUGGGGUAUGCCUCAUCAAGGUCCUUUCCUUCAGGACAUUGGAGUAAGAACAUGGACACCUCAACGGUAGUCAAGUUUGUAGCGUGGCUCUGCGCCAAGAACUCAGCAGCGCAUACUGGUGAUACCAUUUUGGAGUGUAUUGCAGAUGCUUGCGCUGCAAUUGGCCAGUUUAUGCAUGUAGUGUUUGAGGCAUCGUUCUUCCUCACAGAAUCUGAGGGGUGGCAACUGGUUGCAUCGGGUCAUGCUUUUUUGUCUUGCUACGCUCGCUUGGCAAGGGAGAGUUGCAAUGCUGGGCUUUGUUUAUUUAAGCUCAAGCCAAAAGUCCACAUGUUUGCUCACAUUGUUCAUACGGCUUUUGAGCAAUACAAGCUUGGCACGGAUCUGGUGAUCAACCCGGUUGCGGAAUCCACCUUCAUGCUGGAAGACUUUGUGGGCAAGGUGGCGCGGCUUUCCCGUCGUGUCUCACCAAAGUUGCAAGGUGUAAAAAUCAUCUAUCGUUACCUUGUGGCUGUGCAUCAAGAGUUGCAUGGCGUGAGUCGCAAGUAA